GCACGCACGCACGCGAGAGUGAUCGUGUUCGGGCGCGCGCGCGUGGAAAUGUAGGAAGUAACUUCAAGACAACUUCAAGCGCAGGGCGGCGAACCGGAGAAGAAAACCUUCAGAUUAUCGGGAAAAGUUGUGAUUCACGAGGAAAAUACUGACUUUGACCAGGAAAACUACUUCAUCGAGUUUUAUGUAAAUCAUUUUCCACCGUUUUUCUCCACUUUCAUCUUUGUUGGGGACGCGCAGGUGAAGUGAGACUAUUUUUCCUCAACUUGUGUGAUUGGGAGUUUGGCUGAGGAGGAGUUCAGGUGCAAGGAUUUGACCCAUUUCUGGGCUAAUAAACAUGAAGUGAGCGGUUUUCUCCCAAAGUGGAUGCUGGCACAGAGUUAUGCUGAAGCUCCUCUCUGACUGCCAGGAUGAGCACGACAGAUGGAGCCAGGUCCUUUGAGCAGGAUGGAGAGGCCCGUGUGGUGCAGAUCUACCCCAGAGUGUCCCAGGACACAGCCGCCUACUGUCCCCUGCAGGUCAGCAGCCACGACACGGCCAGGGUGGUCAUCCACAACGCCGUGGUCACUCUGGGCCUGGACUCCAGCCGCACGUACAGUCUCCUGGAGGUCAGGGAGGGCGGCGGAGAGGAGAGGCCGCUGGAUGUCGGGGAGUGCCCUUUGGAGCGGGUCCUGCUGUGGCCCGCUGAGGUACAGAAGUGGCACCCUCAGGUCAAAGGGUACUACUUCAUCCUGCAGCAGCGAGCAGAUAAAGGAGGAAACCAAGCAGAGACCAGUAAGGAGGAGUAUGACGACCUCUGCAACCUUCCCUCCGUGACCGAGCAGAGCGUGGUGGAGGCUUUACGGCAGCGCUUCUACAAGCACAAAAUCUACACCUACGCCAGCAACAUCCUCUUCGCCAUCAAUCCCAACAAGUUCCUGCCAGUUUACUACAACCCCAAGUAUGUCAAGAUGUACGAGAAUCAGCCGCUGGGCAAGCUCAGCCCUCACAUAUUCGCCAUAGCCGACGCCGCCUUCCGCGCCAUGCUCAACCGGCAGGCCAACCAGUGCAUUGUGAUAUCCGGUGAGAGCAGCUCAGGGAAAACGGAGAGCAGCAGCUAUCUGAUCCACUGCCUGACCGCACUCAGCCAGAAGAACUACUCCAGCAGGGUGCAACGGACCAUCCUCGGGGCCGGGCCGGUGUUGGAGGCCUUCGGCAAUGCCAGGACUACCGACAACAACAACUCCAGUCGCUUUGGGAAGUUUAUUCAGCUCAACUACCUGGAGAGUGGCGUAAUCAGAGGAGCAGUCAUUGACAAGUACCUGUUGGAAAAAAGCCGACUGGUGUCCCGGGAUAAGAACGAGAGGAACUACCACGUGUUCUACUACCUGCUGAUGGGCGCGUCCAAAGACGAGCAACAGGAGUUUCACCUGCUGAAGCCACAAGAUUAUCUCUACCUCAAGCAGGGAGACCUCCAUCUGGACCAUGAGAAAAAGUUUGGGCAGGAAUACAAGAGGCUGCAUCAAGCCAUGGAGAUGGUUGGUUUCCUGUCCUCCACUAAGAAACACAUAUUCUCCAUCCUCUCCGCCAUUCUGCACUUGGGGAACGUGACGUACACACUACCAGAGGACUCUCAGGUCCUGGAGGUCGGACCUGCUCACGUCUUGUCGACACUCUCCGACCUGUUGAAGGUGAAAGAAGAGCAACUCGUCACUACUUUGACCAAGAGGAAAGUGGUGACUGUGAAUGCCACUGUAGUUUCACAGUACACAUUACAAGAGGCCCUGUCGAUGAGGGACUCCAUGGCCAAGUCAUUAUACAGCGCUCUGUUUGACUGGAUCGUCCUUCACAUCAACCAUGGAAUGAUGAACAGACGAGACAUAGAGGAUUCCGUGCCUUGUUUGUCCAUCGGCGUGCUGGACAUGUUUGGGUUCGAGAACCUCCACACAAACAGUUUUGAGCAGCUGUGCAUCAACUACACCAACGAGAUGCUGCAGUGCUACAUCAACCACAACAUUUUCACCCUUGAGCAGGAGGGUUACGUGUCCGAGGGCAUCGCCUGGGAAAACAUCGAGUUCACAGACAACAGCGGCUGCGUUCAGCUCUUCAGCGCAAAGCCUUUUGGACUUUUCCACCUGCUGGACGAUGAGAGCAACCUCCCUCAGGGUGCAGAUGAGACCUUGUUGGACCGGCUGAAGCAGCAGCAUCGGGAUAAUCCCUUCUUUGUAUCCUCUCCUAAGACCGAGCCCACUUUCGUCAUCAAGCACUUUGCUGGGGGAGUUAAAUAUCACAUCAAGGAUUUCCUCAAGAAGAACUCGGAGCACAUGCGUCCUGAGGUCAUAUCACUGCUGCGAAGCAGCGAGCGCUCCUUCCUGCAUCACCUGGCUGCCUCCAGCCCCCAGGCGCUCUUCAGAUGGGGUGUCCUCCGAGCAACCAUCCGCAUCCUCGCUAUGUUCAAGCACUUGGGACGCCAGCGGGCAGAACUGAUAGAGGAAAGACGAAGAUCACGCAAGUCCCUCAAAGACAUGAAGCAGAGCAGCAAUCCAAUGGAUCGACUGUCCAGCAACAGCACAACUCUGGAUUUCUCCUUCGACCGUUCCGAUGAACAUCCUAUUGACGUAUUUGAGGAUAUCUUUGCCAAUUAUGAAAAGAGAAAGAAAAGUAAAACUGGUCGACAGAAGCAGCUCAUUCCCACGAACCUCAUGAAUUUGCACUCACUGCAACAUAUAGUUGGCCUCACGGCACACAGCCGAACCACCAAGUCCAUCUUCCACCCCCAUCGGACGACGAAGCCCCUGACCGUGAGCACACAGUUUCAGGUGUCACUCGGGAAGCUGAACCAGACGAUUGAAAAGGCAGAGCCGUUCUUCAUUUUCUGCAUUCGCUCCAACGCCGAGAAGAAGGAGCUGCACUUUGACGAAGAGCUUGUUCAAAAGCAGAUCAAGUACAUGGGCAUACUGCAGAUUGUUCAGAUGCAGAAGUCUGGCUACAGCGCUAAAUACACAUUUGAGGAUUUUUUUGCAAAAUUCCACAUUUUAUUCCCACGAGGAGCCGCUGCAAAUCCAGAGCAAAUAACUGAGCUGUUCGAGAGGAUGGCGUUGGAUAAGAGUACCUACCAGAUCGGAAAAACCAAGGUUCUUCUGAAGCAGAGAGAACGUCGGCAGCUUCAAGACGCUCAUAACAAAGAGGUGAUCCGUCACAUCAUCAUCCUGCAGCGCUGGUUCCGUGCCUGUCUCGUCAGGUUACACUUCCUUCAGAAGAAAGAUGCGUCUUUGCUCAUACAGAGGUGCUGGCGUGAGUUUUAUGAGAAACAGAAUCGUGCGGCUACGGUGAUCCAGACUGCAUGGAGGACCUCGCUGAAGAAGCCGCAGCACCAGCACGAGACGCAGGACAAGGAGACGCUCCAGAUCCGACCUGGAAGAGAAAGCCUGACAAAAAGAGAGUUGAAGAGGCAGAACCACGUGGAGGUCAGCCCCAACAGGACGCAGCAGAAACAGGAGGGCAGGGGGUCGCCCCCGCCUCUCAACAGACCCCUCUCCCUCCCACUCGACACCAGCGUUGGCAGGGGCGACCCCGACAGCCCCUCCAAGGCCAGCUCGCUUCAGCGCUACAAAGCCAUGGAGGGCAUCAAGGAGAAGGCCGUGAAGUGGAAAGAAAGAAAGAGCGAAGGGGAACCCGCAGACGACUCCAGUCCUGACGUCAGACAGAGAAAAGGCAAUAAGAAAGAUGAAUAUAUUCGCAAAGGGAAGUCCAUGUCAGCAGACGAACUGUCCCGGAUCAGCUCUUCGGACUCCGACUCUCAUCCCCACAAGGAGGUCCGAGUGCGACUCCGCAAGCAGAAAAAACGCAAGCGGCGCUUAGCCUACGCCCGCAGCGGCUUGGUGAUGAACUUUGCGGGCUCCAAAAAGGAGAGCGAGUACUGGAGCUUUCCGCUGCCCCCCAUGAGCCCCGCCGGCCCCGGCCUGAAGAGCUCGGCCAGUAGCGUGGACGUCCGCGCCCUCAAAUCCCAGGUCAAGUUAUCAGCCGAACCUGACGGCGCGAGAUUCAGCCUCCCAGCCAGGAGCGCCAAUGAGGAUUCAGGGAAGCACGAGUCUAACCAAUCACAGCUCACCACCCCAGAGAAAGUUUGGUUUCUGACUAAAUUCCUGAGGCGGCGUCCGGCUAAAACUUCUCAGAGCAACGAGCCUCACUCAGAUAAAACCGUCGUCUUGAGCAGCUUCACUCCAGCUUCUUACCACUCGUCCAGCGGCGGGAGGCCCACCCGCAACCCCACCAUCCGCAUCAGCCGGGCCACACGGGUGCAGCAGUGGGACACGUCCCUGGACCGAGAGAUCAACGACCCCAACGAGCUGCGGAACCUGGACGAGUUCCUGGGGAAUCAGGUGAAUGACCUGAGAACAAGAAUGAAAGAUCUGUCUCCAACCGAGAGCAUCUUCCUCACGGCCACCAUGCAGUUCAGAGACACCAUCAAAGGCAUGUACUCUGUGCAGAAGCCUAAGAUUGCCUACAAAGAUCUGAUGAAGGGCUACCACAACAAAGUGAACUCGCUAGCUGGACCCAAGGAGAAGCCCGAAGUGUCGCUGGUGGUGAACCUGUUCCAGUCGGUGCUGGACGGCUUCAUCAGGCGCGAAAAAAAGCGCGGGGAGUCUGAACCGACAAAGGCUACAAAGACGACAAAGAAGAGAAGGAAAAAGGAUAAAUGUCCUGACAACCCUCUGGAUCACCUGUUCAGCACGUACCUGGUCAACAUCAUGCAGUCAUGUGACCUGUGUGGCUCCUACAUCUGGGGGAUGGAGAAAGCCUACAUGUGCAGUGCUUGCAAGCUAAUAUGCCACAAGAAAUGCCUCAGCAAAAUCAUCACGAAUUGUUCAACGCGGUGUGCAAGACAGGACGACAGCUUACCAGGCUCACUCCACUUCGGGGUGGAGGUGUGCGUCCUCACCAGCAAGGCUAACCCCAUUCCAAAAGUGGUGGAGUUGCUGCUGAUGCAUGUGGAGAUAAACGGACUUUACACUGAGGGCAUUUACCGCAAGUCAGGCUCAGCUUGUCGUGCGAGGGAGCUCCACCAGAUCCUGGAAACUGAUCCUGAGUGUGCAAAUUUAGAAAACUACCCCAUCCACACCAUCACAGGCCUUCUUAAACGCUGGCUCAGAGAGCUGCCUGAUCCCCUCAUGACCUUUUCCCUCUACAGCGACUUUCUGCAUGCUGUGGAACUGCCAGAGAAAAGCGAUAGAAUAAGAGCUGUGUACCAGAAAGUUGAUGAACUUCCUCCUGCUAAUUACAACACGCUGGAGCGGCUCAUCUUUCACCUUGUCAGGGUUGCAAAGGAAGAAGAGCACAACAAGAUGUCAUCAAGCUCUCUCGCCAUCGUGUUCGCCCCCUGCAUCCUGCGAUCGCCGGAUUCUGACGACCCCUUCCUCGGCAUGAGGGACGUGUCCAAGACCACACGCUGUGUAGAGAUCCUGAUCUCAGAGCAGUUGAGGCGCUACAAUGAAAAGAUGCAGAACAUCCAGGAGCUGGAAUACGCAGAGGCGCUGGCUGUGAACCAGCUGAAGCUGAAGAGGCAGAACACGGUUGUUGAACAGCCCAGCGAGCUGAACGUUCCCCAGCGACUUCCCGAUGAGACGGAUGAACGGACCCUCAUCGAAAGGAUCAAAUCCAUCAAGCAGGAGAAGGUGGACUUGGCCUGCAGGUUACCGGACCUGGAGCAGGAACACUCCGACGACAACCUGGACUCAUCCUCAUCGAUGAGCACAGAAAGCUUAGAGGAUCGGCUCGAUAGCCUGGACUCGGAAGGAAAGACGGCUGCACAGUCCAAAACGCAGAAGCCCAAAACUCCACACAAACCCCCUGGCCUGGCGCUGAGAGUCAGAAAUCUGACUCAGACGGACAUUCAGCAGAAAGAACUCGAAUCAGGACCAAGGACAGACAACAACCAAUCCAACCAGGACGGCCCGUCCUCAAACACAAAGACUGUGAAUGGGAGCUUUGAUGAUCUGGACAUCCCUUACAUCGAUGACGACGAGGAAGAUGUCAGCUGAGAGAGACGCCACCAGUUGUAAUAAUCCGAACAUUCCCAAGUAUGUCAUAAAGUGAAAAAAGGUGCACUUUGUCGUAUUGACUUUUCCCCGUGUCAGUGCUGCUAUGGAAACAAAGUGCUCUGAGAGUUUAUCUGUAUUGAACAGGACAAGAUCAGACUCAUUCUUCAGCGUUUUCAUACAGGAUCUUGAGAAGUCAUCAUCUUAUGUCUGUCAAUUCGUGGUUCAUGUGAUUUUAAACAUAUUUCAAAAUUGUAUGCCACACACUUUGGACCUCUUCUGUUUGACAAGCUCUGGAGAGAACAACACAAGGAGGAGUGUCAAUGUACCAGUAGAUAAUUCAAAUGUUUUCCUUUUCCUACUUUUGUUUAUUAUGAAACAAAACUACAACUGCUUAAGAGAAGUUCAUAGCUUGUACAUAAGAAUGACUCUUUCUUGUGCAUUGUGUGAGGCUGCAGAUCAGACUCUGAGUACACUAUUGUGCAUUUAAAAAUCUAGUUUUUGGUCCGUUUCUUCUGGUAUACGAUCUGUUGUGACUGACCACUCAGUCAGUAUGUCUGUAAAGCUUUUUAGACUGACUGACUUAAUCUUUAGCUGCACAGUGAUGCAGCUUCACUCAGUAAACCUCUGUUUAUACAGCUACUUUUUUUGCAUGCUUUUUUUUUAUGUAAGGGGAUUGAAUGAUGCAUAUGGAUGGAAUGAUGCAGGUGUGACAAUGUCACCAAUUGAAAUAAAUGAAAAAUGUUCA
Molecule: messenger RNA, 6765 nt
Organism: Salarias fasciatus (jewelled blenny)
Lineage: Eukaryota; Metazoa; Chordata; Actinopteri; Blenniiformes; Blenniidae
Product: unconventional myosin-IXb-like
Exons: 41
Coding region: 411-6020 (1869 amino acids)
Biological process (GO): lamellipodium morphogenesis; intracellular signal transduction; actin filament-based movement
Cellular component (GO): myosin complex; actin filament; lamellipodium
Molecular function (GO): ATP hydrolysis activity; actin filament binding; GTPase activator activity
Source: RefSeq, a predicted model, not a curated record